GUUCAUAAGUCUUCAUUUUAAUUAUCUAUAAGUCUGAUCGGUGAAGAAAAUAAUGUGGAAGCUUAAGCUGUCUAAAGGCGAAGAUGAUCCACAGGUUAGAAGCGUAAAUCACCACAUUGGUAGACAGUUUUGGGAAUUUGAUCCAAGCUCAGGGACUCAAGAGGAAAGAUCUGAAAUCGAGAACAUUCGUGAAGAAUUUACUAAAAACAAGAUGAAUGUGAAGCAUAGUUCUGAUCUUCUUAUGAGAUUCCAGUUUGCAAACAUGAAUCGUAGUGAAAUUGAAAAACCAGAAGUAGUGGAAAAAGAUGAUUUGAAGGAUGAAGUUUUGGUGAAAACGUUGAAGAAGGCAUUGAAGUUCUACUCAACUCUUCAAGGUGAGGAUGGAAGUUGGCCUUCUGAUUAUGGAGGUCCUCUGUUUCUUCUUCCUGGCCUGAUUAUUGGAUUGCAUGUGAUGGAGAAAAUGGAUGCCGUUCUAUCUGCAGAACACCAAAAGGAAAUACGUCGUUAUAUUUAUAAUCAUCAGAACGUUGACGGAGGAUGGGGUUUACACAUAGAAGGUCAUAGCACCAUGUUUUGUACGGCUUUGAACUAUGUAAGCCUAAGAUUGCUUGGAGAAACAAUGGAUGGUGGCCAAGGAGCCAUGACCAGAGCCAGAACUUGGAUUCUUCAUCAUGGAAGUCUCACACACGUACCCUCAUGGGGCAAAUUGUGGCUCUCAGUACUAGGAGUGUAUGAGUGGAGGGGAAACAACCCUUUGCCACCAGAAAUUUGGCUUCUCCCAUAUUGUCUUCCUUUACACCCAGGAAGAAUGUGGUGCCACACAAGGAUGGUAUACCUUCCAAUGUCGUAUUUAUAUGGAAAACGAUUUGUCAGUCCAAUCAGUUCGGUUGUUUUGUCACUAAGAAGAGAGUUGUACAAGACUGUUUAUCUCCAAGUUAACUGGGACUUGGCUAGAAAUCAAUGUGCCAAGGAAGAUUUGUAUUACCCUCAUCCCAGAAUACAAGACUUUCUAUGGAAUGGUUUGAAUAAUUUUGCUGAACCGCUUCUGAUGCAAUGGCCAUUCUCAAAGCUCAGAAAGAAAGCAUUGAACAUUGUGAUGCAACAUAUCCAUUAUGAGGACCAAAACUCUCACUAUAUUUGUAUUGGACCCGUUAACAAGGUGCUGAACAUGCUAUGCUGUUGGGUGGAGGAUCCAAACUCACCUGCAAAUAAACUACACCUCUCUAGGAUAAAAGACUAUCUUUGGAUAGCUGAAGAUGGCAUGAAGAUGCAGGGAUACAAUGGAUCACAAUUGUGGGAUGCAGUUUUUGCUGUUCAAGCAAUAUCAGCAACCAAUAUGGUGGAUGAAUAUGGUUCCAUGCUUUGGAAAGCACACAACUUUAUCAGAAACUCCCAAGUUCGGGAAAAUAGUUCUGGUGGUAAUAAUGAGUCAUGGUAUCGUCACUUAUCAAGGGGUGGAUGGCCAUUUUCUACUCCAGAUAACGGUUGGCCUGUAUCGGACUGCACUGCAGAAGCUCUCAAGACGGUAGUGAUGCUAGCACAAAUGCCAAAUCAUUUGGUUGGAGAAGCAAUAGCACCAGAAUGUUUAUAUGAUGCUGUUCAUUUGCUUCUUACUCUUCAGAAUGGAAAUGGCGGAUUUUCCUCGUAUGAGCUCAUGAGGUCCUACACAUGGUUAGAGGCGAUCAAUCCAGCUGAAACAUUUGGAGACAUCAUCAUCGAUUACCCGUACGUGGAGUGUACAUCGGCUGCGGUGCAAGGCUUAAGAUCUUUCACAAAACUGUAUCCGAACCACCGAAGGGCCGAAAUAGAAGCAUGCAUCAGUAAAGCCAUAUCAUUCAUCGAGAGCCUGCAACUGCCCGACGGUUCAUGGUAUGGAUCAUGGGGAAUUUGCUAUACUUAUGGAACAUGGUUUGGAAUAAAAGGAUUGGUUGCAGGAGGUAAGACAUAUGAAAGUAGCCAUAGCAUUAGAAAAGCUUGUGAAUUCUUGCUCUCAAAACAGCUUAAUUGUGGGGGUUGGGGAGAGAGCUACAUUUCUUGCCAACAGAAGGUGUACACAAAUAUCACAGGGAACAAAGCCCAUAUCACAAACACUUCUUGGGCAUUGCUAGCUCUGAUUGAAGCCGAACAGGCUAAGAGAGAUCAAAUGCCACUCCAUCUUGCUGCAAAAGUACUCGUAGAUCACCAAAUGGAAAACGGAGACUUUCCACAGCAGGAGAUUAUCGGGGUGUUUAACAAGAACUGUAUGAUAAGUUACUCGUCUUACAGAAACAUAUUUCCCAUUUGGGGUUUGGGAGAAUACCUUAACCGAGUAAUCUUGGAUAAAUCUCCCACUUGA
Molecule: messenger RNA, 2335 nt
Organism: Cynara cardunculus var. scolymus (artichoke)
Lineage: Eukaryota; Viridiplantae; Streptophyta; Magnoliopsida; Asterales; Asteraceae
Product: lanosterol synthase-like
Exons: 18
Coding region: 53-2335 (760 amino acids)
Biological process (GO): triterpenoid biosynthetic process
Cellular component (GO): lipid droplet
Molecular function (GO): intramolecular transferase activity
Source: RefSeq, a predicted model, not a curated record